AUAAUAAAGAUAAAUUAAAAAAAUCUUGAUUGUUUGAGGUUAGAAUGCUUAUAACCUCAACUUAUGAAUAAUCAAAAAAAAAAAGUAAAUAUUUCAUUAUCUCAUCGUUCCAAAGGUUUCAUUUGCAUUUUUUCCUUGACAUACAUUUUUAUGGCAUUGAAUAAUCCAAUUCAAGAGACUCAACACCGUUAGAAUAACAAAGAAAAAUCGUUUCAUUAUAAACUGCACCUCCACAAUGUUAACACUUUUUAGUUUUGUAAUUACUACAAUUGUAGUUGUUACAAAAGUGGAAUCUUUGGAUAAUGGUUUAGCUUUAACGCCUCCAAUGGGAUGGAUGACCUGGCAAAGAUUUCGUUGUAUUACUGAUUGUGAACAGUAUCCUUUGGAAUGUAUAAGUGAAAAGUUAAUAAAAACGAUGGCAAAACGAAUGGUAGUGGAUGGUUAUUUAAAAGCAGGUUAUGAGUAUAUAAUUGUAGAUGAUUGUUGGAUGUCAAAUAAAAGGGAUUCAGAAAAUCGAUUACAACCAGAUCCAAUCAGAUUUCCAAGCGGAAUAAAAUCCCUUGCAAAUUACGUCCAAAGUUUAGGAUUAAAGUUUGGAAUUUAUGAAGAUUCCGGAUACAAAACCUGUGCAGGUUAUCCUGGAAUUUAUGGACACUUAGAAAUCGAUGCGCAAACCUUCGCCGAUUGGGAAGUUGAUUAUAUUAAAUUAGACGGUUGUUAUAACGAUCCAGAAACGUUAGUUGAUGGCUACAUUCGAUUUGGAGAACUUUUAAAUCAAACCGGACGUCCAAUCGUUUAUUCCUGUAGUUGGCCUGCUUACGAAGAACCACUAGGAAUUAAAUCAAAUUACUCAUUAUUAACCGAAAAAUGUAAUUUGUGGAGAAAUUGGGAUGAUAUCGAGGAUAGUUGGUACAAUGUAACAAAUAUUCUUGAUUGGUUUAGUGAAAAUCAAGAUAGAAUCGCUAAAUAUUCAGGUCCAGGACAUUGGAAUGAUCCUGAUAUGUUAUUAGUAGGAAAUUUUGCGUUAAGUGAAGAUCAAAGUAAAGCUCAAAUGGCGAUUUGGUCGAUUAUGGCAGCCCCAUUAUUAAUGUCCGUCGAUUUAAGAACGAUCAAACCGGAAUUUCGCCAAAUAUUAUUAAACCCUGACGCAAUAGCUAUAAAUCAGGACAAACUUGGAAUUAUGGGCAAAUUGGUUUAUACUGCUUUAAAACGUAUUGAUGUUUGGGUAAAACCAAUCAUGCCAAUCGUUAAUGGGGAGUUUUCUCUGGCAAUUGGAUUUAUUAGCAAUAGAAUUGAUGGAUAUCCACGAAUUGCUUCCGUACCUAUGAAAACUUUAGGACUUAAUAAUCCUAAAGGUUAUCACAUAACGAAUAUUUUUGACCCUGAAUAUGUAGAUGUUAUAUCUGGAGGGAAUAUUGUGGUUAGAGUCAAGCCUUCUGGAACAGUGUUUUUAAAAUUAAUUCCUAAAGACUGAUAUGUAAUUAAGACAUAAAGUAGUUAAUAUAAUAAGUUUUAUAUCGA
Onthophagus taurus is the source of this 1521-nucleotide messenger RNA. RefSeq names its product alpha-N-acetylgalactosaminidase-like. Gene Ontology annotation, cellular component: cytoplasm. The record is from RefSeq and is a predicted model, not a curated record. Lineage: Eukaryota; Metazoa; Arthropoda; Insecta; Coleoptera; Scarabaeidae. Gene Ontology annotation, molecular function: alpha-galactosidase activity. Gene Ontology annotation, biological process: glycoside catabolic process; oligosaccharide metabolic process.